Molecule: messenger RNA, 1993 nt
Organism: Andrographis paniculata
Lineage: Eukaryota; Viridiplantae; Streptophyta; Magnoliopsida; Lamiales; Acanthaceae
Product: protein NUCLEAR FUSION DEFECTIVE 4
Exons: 1
Coding region: 112-1845 (577 amino acids)
Cellular component (GO): membrane
Source: RefSeq, a predicted model, not a curated record
AAAUUAAUACACAUUAUGUUCUUAUCGUAAAAUUGCGUAAUAAUAAUAAAAAAAUAAUAAUAAUAAAAUAAAAAAUCUCGUCUUUAUCCUCACAUUCACCGGAACUCGACUAUGGUCGAGUCGUCGGCGGCGGCGACCCCCGCCGGAAUGGCGGCCUUCGCUGCGCACGUAAUCCAGGGGCGGUGGUUCUCCCUCUUCGCGUCAUUCCUGAUCAUGGCCGGCGCCGGCGCCACUUACCUCUUCGGCGUCUACUCCAAAGAGAUCAAAGCCACGCUGGCCUACGACCAGACCACCCUCAACCUCCUCGGCUUCUUCAAAGACCUCGGCGCCAACGUCGGCGUCCUGUCGGGGCUCAUCGCCGAGGUCACCCCCACGUGGUUCGUCCUCCUCAUCGGCGCCGCCGCGAACUUCGCCGGCUACUUCGCCAUCUGGCUCGCCGUGACUCGGCGCAUCCCCAAGCCAGCCGUCUGGCAGAUGUGCGCCUACAUCUGCCUCGGCGCCAACUCGCAGAACUUCGCCAACACCGGCGCGCUGGUCACCUCCGUCCGCAACUUCCCGGAGAGCCGCGGCGUCGUCCUCGGCCUCCUCAAAGGCUUCACCGGCCUCAGCGGCGCCAUCCUCACUCAGCUCUACUUAGCCGUCUACGGAAACGACUCCAAGGCGCUCAUCCUCCUCAUCGCCUGGCUCCCCGCCGCGCUCUCUGUCGUCUUCGUCUAUACGGUUCGUGCAAUUACUGCUCCCCGUCGUCCUAACGAGCUUAGAGUGUUCUACCACUUCCUCUACGUCUCCAUCUUCCUCGCCAUCUUCAUCAUGGCCAUGACUAUUCUCCAGAAGCUCGUCUCCUUCUCCCAGGCCGCCUACGCCGCCAGCGCCACCGCCGUCUCUGCUCUGCUCUUCGUCCCUCUUUUAAUCGCCAUUAGAGAAGAGUCUGCAAUUUGGCGCAAUCGAGACAAAAACGUCCCCAGGCCUAACCCUAACCCUAACCCUAAUAUCCCAAAUCAAAAUUCAAUUGAACCUAAAUUGAAUUCCUCUGCGUCGUGGUUUGCUGAGAUAUUUCUGAACAAGCCACAGAGGGGGGAAGACUACACGAUCUUACAGGCUUUACUAAGCACCGACAUGGUAAUCCUCUUCCUGGCGACGUUCUGCGGGCUGGGUUCGAGCUUGACGGCGGUGGACAACCUGGGACAGAUCGGGGAGUCGUUGGGGUACCCAACGAAGACGGUGAGCUCCUUCGUGUCUCUCUUAAGCAUCUGGAAUUACUUCGGCAGGAUCUUCUCCGGGUUCGUGUCGGAAACUCUUCUGUCGAGGUACAAAUUCCCGCGGCCUCUGAUGAUGACGGUUGUCCUCCUCCUCUCCUCCGUGGGCCUGAUUCUGAUCGCGUUUCCGUUCCGGGGCUCCGUUUACAUCGCUUCGGUUAUAAUCGGGUUCUCAUUCGGGGCCCAAUUGCCGCUGAUAUUCGCCAUAAUUUCGGAGCUAUUCGGACUCAAGUACUACUCGACCCUGUUCAAUUGCGGGCAGCUGGCGAGCCCGCUGGGGUCGUACGUCCUGAAUGUUAAGGUGACCGGUCCGAUGUACGACCGGGAGGCGCUGAGGGAGCUGGCCAGGAAGGGGCUGAGCCGCGCCGAUGUGAAGGAGCUGACUUGCAUCGGCUCGCGCUGCUACCGGUCGGCGUUUCUUAUUCUGGCGGCGAUUACGCUGUUUGGGGCGGCGGUUUCGGUGGUUCUGGUGGUGAGGACGAGGGAGUUCUACAGAGGGGACAUAUACAAGAAGUUUAGAGGUGGAGCUGAAGCUGAAGCUGAACAACAGCAGCAGCCGCCGACUACUGAAAUGGGAUUGAGGUCGUAGAAAUUAAUUAAUUAAGGUUGUCGGGAAAUCAAUUAUAGUACGAUGCCAAGUGAUCAGUCUUGUAUUAUUGUUACUUCUGCCGAUGAUUAACUCAUCGUACAGUGGAUGCGAUUGAAGUGAAUAUAAUACCGUGCAGGAUCGCUUCUGA